Messenger RNA from Cylas formicarius (sweet potato weevil), 1124 nucleotides. RefSeq lists its product as uncharacterized. NCBI's taxonomy places the organism in Eukaryota, Metazoa, Arthropoda, Insecta, Coleoptera, Brentidae. Gene Ontology annotation, molecular function: protein binding. The coding region runs from base 77 to 1060 and encodes 327 amino acids. The record is from RefSeq and is a predicted model, not a curated record. The transcript has 5 exons. Gene Ontology annotation, cellular component: methylosome. Gene Ontology annotation, biological process: oocyte axis specification.
AGAAGAGUAACCCCAAAAUGAUCAAACAUUUGUGUAACUUUAUGCGGUUUUAAAAGUUUACGUCGUCUGUUUAAACAUGACUGAAACUAAUAUUAUUUUACCGCCUAACAAGCAAAUGGAUGUCGAAUUCGAAUUUUCCCAGAGUCCCAAUUUGUACGAUCAUUUAAUGUUUUUGAAUUUUAGUCGGGAAGGACGUGCGAUAUUGGGUAGUUCAGAUUUAACUGGCACAUUUUGGGAGGGAACUCUCUUUUAUUAUGAAAAUGUGAAUGACCUGAUAGAUUUUAAACAUUCCAAAUAUUAUAUUCACAUGACAGCGUCUGACGCAAAGUUUAUAGAUGAAGAAACGAUAGCAAUUGCAGAGGACGCAGCAAUUUUAAAUAUUGUUACACUUGACGAUUCAAGCACAAUGAAACCAAUGAACUACUUCCGUCAUUUCAAAAGGAUCCCUGAAAUCGCAGUCUGGGAAAAAUCUACAAAAAUCUUGUCCUGCUCAGGUCGUUGCGUAACUGUUUGGGAUGUAAAUAGCAGCGAUAAAAAGCCCCACUUCAUUUCACAGAAUUUACAUUUGGAUGAUGUAACCACAGUGGACACAUUUAAAAUGGAUGCUAGCCUAUUUGUUACUGCAUCAGCGGACAGAAAAGCAUGUCUCUGGGAUAUUAGGUGUGAAGUGCCUCCCUUAGUACUCUAUAGCAACGAAUUCAGUAGUCUGGUUCAAAUAUGUGUUAAUCAAAGGGAUACAAACUACCUCGCUGUAGGAACACAAGCUGGUGAUCUAUACCUAAUCGACAAAAGAGAGCCUGAGGAUUUCGUGGCCACAUUGCCUUGCUUUGAAAGUACCAUAAAUUCUUUAUCAUUUUCGGAUAGAGGCCAUUUAGGUGUUUGUGGUGAUACUAGUGAAGUGAUUGUCGUAGAUUGUUUGGAUUCUAAAUUAGAAAAAGUGUAUUCGAAUAAAGAACAUAAGGGACACGUGAAAGGGGUGCAGUGGUACCGGGAUACGUUGUACUCUUGCGGAUUUGGAAAGAAGCAACUUAUGAACCACACCGUAAAUCAAGUACUUUGAUCUGUUGACUAAUUAAUAACAAUUUGGGAAACAAUACAAACUAAUUUUAUAUUGAAUAUGGUUU